UGGGCCGCCCUGGGCCCCCGGACCCACUGGAGCCCGCCUCCCCGGCGGGCAGGGGCCGCGCUUGGUAGAGCUUGGCAGGGUUAAAGCGCUUGCCUGGCAUUGAUCAGAAGGUGGAAAGAGUCGCGUUCUUCCAGAGAGAGGCCUGUAGGCAGCUUGGGGCGUAGAAGGCACAGCUUUUAGGUAUUGGUACCCCUCCCCCCCCCUUUUUAAAGGAAAUUGUGUUAGGCUUAGCUGAGGCUAAUGUUUACACUACAGAAGUAGAAGCGCAGAGGAUAUCAGACAGAUAAAUGCAUUGGCAAUGCAUUAGUGUUUUAAAUCCCGAAAGCAUCAUGCUUAAACGCUUCAAAAAAUUAAACUGGUUUUGGUAGAUGAAACGUCUUUCACACCUCUUAAGGAUCCAAAGCUAAUUGGCUUGGGUCAUACAGUGCAGAACCCGCAGCAGAGCCGUGGUGAACCGUACAACAUACUAGGGCCCAUUCCGGUUUGCUGGCCUAAGUAGGGGACCCUUGACUCGGGCACCAUACAGGCCAGAACAGGCAAUGACUUGGACAGAGUGAACUUACAUGAAACCAAGCCUUCGCAAUAUGAAGCAACAAAUCCAGUCUGAGAUAGUGGAACACGAGUUAUGUACAGUUUUGAAAACAAAGACAAUGGAGUUGGACGUUGAACAUUCGCAAUACUUGAGCAUCGCUUAUCACCGAAGGAAACGAACCUUUUGUUAAACAAAAAUGGAAUUUCCUUCUUCUUUGACCAGCACUGAAAGAGCCUUUAUUCAUCGACUGAGUCAGUCUCUUGGUUUGGUCUCUAAAAGUAAAGGAAAGGGAGCAAAUAGAUACCUAACUGUGAAGAAGAAAGAUGGAUCAGAAACAGCUCAUGCAAUGAUGACCUGUAAUUUGACUCAUAAUACAAAACAUGCUGUUAGGAGCCUAAUUCAGAGAUUUCCUGUCACCAAUAAAGAGCGUACUGAACUUCUGCCUAAAACAGAAAGAGGAAAUGUGUUUGCAGUUGAAGCUGAAAACCGGGAAAUGAGCAAAACAAGCGGGCGACUCAACAAUGGCAUACCUCAGAUUCCAGUGAAAAGAGGAGAAUCUGAAUUUGAUUCUUUCAGGCAGUCUCUGCCCGUGUUUGAGAAACAAGAAGAAAUUGUUAAAAUAAUUAAGGAAAAUAAAGUAGUUUUGAUUGUAGGAGAAACUGGGUCUGGAAAGACGACGCAGAUUCCUCAGUUCCUUUUAGAUGAUUGCUUUAAAAAUGGUAUCCCCUGCCGUAUAUUUUGUACCCAACCAAGACGGUUAGCAGCAAUUGCUGUGGCCGAAAGAGUUGCUGCAGAGAGAAGAGAAAGGAUUGGUCAAACAAUUGGAUAUCAGAUCCGAUUAGAAAGCAGGGUUUCUCCAAAGACACUUCUGACAUUUUGCACUAAUGGGGUAUUGCUUCGUACGUUGAUGGCAGGAGAUAGUACAUUGUCAACUGUGACGCAUGUUAUUGUGGAUGAAGUACAUGAAAGGGAUCGAUUUAGUGAUUUUUUACUUACAAAGUUAAGAGAUCUGCUGCAAAAGCAUCCAACUUUGAAACUUAUUCUUUCUAGUGCCGCCUUGGAUGUAAAUCUUUUUAUAAGAUAUUUUGGAAGUUGUCCAGUGAUAUAUAUACAGGGAAGACCAUUUGAAGUAAAAGAAAUGUUCCUGGAAGACAUCUUAAGAACUACUGGAUACACAAACAAAGAAAUGUUAAAAUACAAAAAGGAAAAACAACGAGAAGAGAAACAACAAACCACCCUUACAGAAUGGUAUUCAGCUCAAGAGAAUACUUUCAAGCCUGAGUCUCAGAGGCAGAGAACUGUCCCCAAUGUGACUGAAGAAUAUGACUUAUUGGAUGACAGCGGUGAUGCUGUCUUCAGCCAGUUGACAGAAAAAGAUGUGAAUUGCCUUGAACCAUGGUUAAUAAAGGAAAUGGAUGCUUGUCUCUCUGACAUAUGGCUACAUAAAGAUGUUGAUGCCUUUGCUCAGGUCUUUCACCUUAUUUUAACUGAAAAUGUUAGCGUUGAUUACAGGCAUAGUGAAACCAGCGCAACAGCUCUGAUGGUUGCUGCAGGACGAGGUUUUUCAAGUCAAGUAGAGCAGCUAAUUAGUAUGGGAGCCAAUGUUCAUAGUAAAGCAUCAAAUGGCUGGAUGGCUUUAGAUUGGGCUAAACACUUUGGACAGACUGAAAUUGUGGAUCUUCUAGAAUCUUACAGUGCUUCACUGGAGUUUGGAAAUCUAGAUGAAAGUUCUCUGGUUCACACAAAUGGAAGUGACCUCAGUGCAGAAGACAGAGAGCUCCUGAAAGCGUAUCAUCACAGUUUUGAUGACGAAAAAGUCGACUUGGAUUUGAUCAUGCACCUUCUAUACAAUAUCUGCCACGGCUGCGACGCCGGUGCAAUAUUAAUUUUCCUACCUGGAUAUGAUGAAAUUGUUGGACUGAGGGACCGCAUCCUGUUUGAUGACAAACGGUUUGCUGACAACACACAUAGAUACCAAGUCUUUAUGCUUCAUUCAAAUAUGCAAACAUCUGAUCAAAAGAAAGUAUUAAAAAACCCACCUGCUGGCGUUCGAAAAAUAAUUCUUUCCACCAAUAUUGCUGAAACCAGCAUCACAGUCAACGAUGUUGUCUUUGUUAUUGAUUCUGGUAAGGUGAAAGAGAAAUCCUUUGAUGCACUGAAUUUUGUUACAAUGUUAAAAAUGGUGUGGAUUUCCAAAGCUAGUGCCAUACAACGAAAAGGCAGGGCAGGGAGAUGCAGACCUGGAAUUUGUUUCCGGCUGUUCAGUAGACUCCGAUUCCAGAAUAUGUUGGAAUUUCAGACUCCAGAACUUUUGAGAAUGCCAUUACAGGAACUUUGUUUGCAUACUAAGCUGUUAGCCCCUGUGAAUUGUCCUAUUGCUGAUUUCCUAAUGAAAGCUCCUGAGCCCCCACCAGCUUUAAUUGUAAGAAAUGCUGUACAAAUGCUUAAGACAAUAGAUGCGAUGGAUACGUGGGAGGACCUCACUGAGCUGGGCUAUCAUUUGGCUGAUUUGCCCGUGGAACCACAUCUUGGGAAAAUGGUCCUGUGCGCUGUUGUUUUAAAGUGCCUGGACCCCAUCCUCACCAUUGCCUGCACACUAGCCUAUCGAGAUCCUUUUGUCCUGCCAACCCAGGCCUCUCAGAAACGGGCAGCUAUGCUUUGUAGGAAACGCUUCACUGCGGGAACUUUCAGUGACCACAUGGCCCUUCUCAGAGCGUUCCAGGCAUGGCAGAAAGCACGAAGUGAUGGGUGGGAGCGAGCCUUUUGUGAAAAGAAUUUUCUUUCACAAGCUACCAUGGAAAUAAUCAUUGGCAUGAGAACUCAGUUGCUUGGUCAACUUAGAGCAUCAGGUUUUGUUAGAGCACGAGGUGGUGGUGACAUUCGAGAUGUUAACACAAAUUCCGAGAACUGGGCUGUUGUUAAAGCUGCAUUGGUGGCAGGCAUGUAUCCUAAUUUAGUCCAUGUGGACAGAGAGAAUGUAGUAUUGACAGGGCCAAAGGAGAAAAAAGUUCGGUUUCAUCCCACUUCAGUUCUCAGUCAGCCUCAAUAUAAAAAGAUUCCUCCAGCCAAUGGUCAGGCUGCUGCGAUUCAGGCACUGCCCACAGAUUGGCUUAUUUAUGAUGAGAUGACCAGAGCCCACAGAAUAGCUAAUAUUAGAUGUUGCUCGGCAGUGACCCCCGUCACUGUGUUGGUCUUCUGUGGCCCCGCGAGGUUGGCAAGUAAUGCUCUUCAGGAACCUUCAUCGUUUCGAGCAGAUGGUAUUCCUAAUGACAGUAGUGACAGUGAAAUGGAAGAUAGAACGACUGCUAAUUUAGCAGCUUUGAAACUUGAUGAGUGGCUCAAUUUCAAACUAGAGCCUGAGGCGGCCAGUCUGCUGCUGCAGCUCAGGCACAAGUGGCACAGCUUGUUUUUACGCCGGAUGAGAGCUCCGUCCAAACCCUGGUCUCAAGUUGAUGAAGCCACCAUAAGAGCCAUCAUAGCUGUUCUCAGCACUGAAGAACAGUCCGCGGGCUUACAGCAGCCAUCCGGAAUCGGCCAGAGGCCGAGGCCUAUGUCUUCAGAAGAACUUCCUCUGGCAUCGUCUUGGAGGUCAAAUAAUAGUAGGAAAACUUCAGCAGAUACUGACUUUUUGGAUGAGUCUGCUACUGCCGAAAGAGUACUGAUGAAGUCUCCAUCUCCAGCACUGCACCCACCUCAGAAGUACAAAGAUAGAGGAAUUUUACAUCCUAAGCGAAGCACUGAUGACCGAUCGGAUCAAUCUUCUGUGAAAUCUACAGACAGCAGUAGCUACCCAAGCCCUUGUGCUAGCCCUUCUCCUCCAUCCUCAGGAAAGGGCUCAAAAUCUCCUUCACCAAGACCAAACAUGCCUAUUCGAUACUUCAUAAUGAAGAGUAGCAAUUUGAGAAACCUUGAAAUUUCUCAACAGAAGGGUAUCUGGUCUACAACCCCUAGUAAUGAGCGGAAGCUAAAUCGAGCGUUUUGGGAAAGCAGCAUGGUUUACUUGGUAUUUUCUGUUCAAGGAUCUGGACAUUUCCAGGGAUUUUCUAGGAUGUCUUCUGAGAUAGGAAGGGAGAAGAGCCAGGACUGGGGCUCAGCUGGACUGGGAGGAGUAUUCAAGGUGGAGUGGGUCCGGAAGGAAAGUCUUCCCUUUCAGUUUGCUCACCACUUACUCAAUCCCUGGAACGACAACAAGAAAGUCCAGAUCAGCAGAGACGGACAGGAGUUGGAGCCCCAGGUCGGCGAGCAGCUGCUGCAGUUAUGGGAACGCCUUCCGCUGGGGGACAGAGCCGCAGCCGACUGAACGCAGAGCCCUUAGCUACAGAAGAACAUCGUACCUAUUUAAAACCACCAAAGCACUGACUUCCAGAAACCGAGGUGGACGUGUGUGUUAUGAGUGAAUGGGCUUUUCUGGUCGAGAGUGUCCCUUAAGACCCACCAUCUUCAUAUAAGAGAGAAAAGGGUAAUUUAAAUUUUUAUAGUGAUUGUAAAGAAUGAUUAUGUAAUGUUCGUUAUUUAUAUGUUUAUAAUUGAAUAAAAUAGUAGUUUCAUUAUUUGGCACAGCAGCAGUUAUUUGAAACAUACUCGAUUUGAAGUUAAAUGUUUCAUUUGUUGAAAACACUGACUUAUAACUCUUACUGAGGAUUUUUUUUUUUUUUAAUGCAAAGGAAAUGGUUUCCUUGUAAGAAAAGCCUGAGUGUAUCCGUACAUCUGAGCACCAUUUUAGAACAGUCAGCGCUUAAGAUUUGCUGGGAAAAAACAAGCAAACAACCCAAUUCUAAAAAUGCCCCUUUUGAAAAUAGUGUGUGCUGAUUAAGGACUAUUCAUCCUGCCAUUUUAAACCUGACAUGCAUUAAAAAGAAAAGGAGAGAUGUUCUUUAUCUUUGAUUAUGAAGUGCAGUAAAAUCUGAAGGAAACCAUGGUAUCCCUCCCUGUCUUUGAUCAGAUCAGAUUUGUGCUUGUCUUGCUCCUGGCCCUGCCUCUUAAUCCAGUGUGUGCCCCACCCCUCCCUUCCUUCCGUGGUACAGCCUUCACACCUC
Messenger RNA from Ailuropoda melanoleuca (giant panda), 5568 nucleotides. It is a transcript of the gene YTHDC2, whose product is annotated as YTH N6-methyladenosine RNA binding protein C2. Gene Ontology annotation, cellular component: intracellular anatomical structure. The transcript has 30 exons. Lineage: Eukaryota; Metazoa; Chordata; Mammalia; Carnivora; Ursidae. Bases 729 to 4832 code for a protein of 1367 amino acids. The record is from RefSeq and is a predicted model, not a curated record. Gene Ontology annotation, molecular function: protein binding; RNA binding; ATP binding.